This is a messenger RNA of Drosophila eugracilis, 2050 nucleotides long. RefSeq names its product protein anoxia up-regulated. Gene Ontology annotation, biological process: protein transport. Bases 129 to 1985 code for a protein of 618 amino acids. The transcript has 7 exons. The record is from RefSeq and is a predicted model, not a curated record. NCBI's taxonomy places the organism in Eukaryota, Metazoa, Arthropoda, Insecta, Diptera, Drosophilidae.
UGGCAUUCUCAGGCAGAUCAACUCGAACGGGCGUCAAGUGAACAACACGCAACGACGAUAUAUCCGAACCAAAAUCCAACGAAAAUAUAUAAUAUUUAAACUUCAGAACUAAAUCUAAAAAUCGCAAAAUGGUUUACGAAAGUGGAUUUACGACUCGCAGAACCUACACCUCGAGGCCAGUGACGACUUCUUACGCCGUUACGUACCCCUCGGUCCAGAAAGUAACUCGUGUGUACAAGUCGAGUUACCCCAUCUACUCGACCUACUCGGUGCCCAAACGCAUCUAUGGCUCAACCCGUGUGGUGACCUCGCCCAUCCGUGUGGUGACCUCACCUGCCCGAGUGGUGUCCCGUGUCAUACACUCUCCAUCGCCUGUUCGCGUUGUCCGCACGACGACCCGAGUGAUUUCAUCGCCGGAGCGCACUACCUACUCCUACACCACGCCAUCGACCUACUACAGCCCCACCUACUUGCCAUCGACCUACACUUCGACCUACAUCCCGACAUCGUACACCACGUACACGCCGUCCUACGUCUACAACCCGACCACGAUCACCCGGGUGUAUGCCCCUCGCAGUUCUCUUUCGCCUCUGAGGAUCACCUCCUCGCCGGUGAGGGUCAUUACCAGCCCGGUUCGCUCUGUGCCUGCCUACUUGAAGAGGCUGCCGCCUGGAUACGGUGCUCGUGCCCUGACCAAUUACCUCAAUACUGAACCCUUCACCACCUUCUCUGAGGAAACAAGCCGGAUUCGCAACCGGGCGCAAUCUCUGAUUCGUGACUUGCAUACUCCCGUGGUGCGCCGUGCACGUAGCUGCACUCCCUUCCCAGUCACUGGUUACACCUAUGAGCCGACUUCUCAACUAGCUCUAGAUGCUUAUGUGGCCCGUGUCACAAAUCCCGUUCGCCAUAUUGCCAAGGAAGUUCACAAUAUUUCCCAUUACCCCAGACCAGCUGUAAAAUAUGUUGAUGCCGAGUUGGAUCCUAACCGCCCAUCUAGAAAAUUUUCUGCCCCUAGGCCCCUGGAGGACCCACUCGAUGUUGAGGCUAAGGAGAAGCAGCGUCUUCGCCAGGAGCGUCUUUUGACGGUCAACGAGGAAGCUCUCGAUGAAGUUGACCUGGAGAAGAAGCGAGCCCAGAAAGCCGACGAGGCCAAGCGUCGGGAAGAGAGGGCUCUGAAGGAGGAGAGGGAACGCCUGGCAGCUGAGGCCGAGAAACAGGCUGCUGCCAAGGCCAAGAAGGCUGCCGAAGAGGCUGCCAAAAUCGCUGCCGAAGAAGCUCUUCUGGCCGAGGCUGCCGCCCAAAAGGCUGCAGAGGAAUCGGCCAAGAAAGCUGCUGAAGAAGCUGCCCUUAAAGCCGCUGAAGAGGCUCGUUUAGCCGAAGAAGCUGCCGCUAAGGCUGCCGAAGAAGCUGCUGCUAAGGCUGCCGAAGAAGCUGCUGCAAAGGCUGCCGAAGAAGCUGCUGCUAAGGCUGCUGAGGAAGCACGUCUAGCAGAAGAGGCCGCCGCCCAGAAGGCUGCUGAAGAAGCAGCUCUUAAAGCUGCCGAAGAGGCUCGUCUGGCUGAAGAAGCUGCCCAAAAGGCUGCUGAAGAAGCCGCCUUGAAGGCUGUUGAAGAAGCGGCCCAGAAGGCUGCCGAAGAGGCUCGUGCUGCUGAAGAAGCACGUCUGGAGGAGGAUCAGCGCCUUCGUGAGCAGGAGCUGGAACGCCUUGCGGAAAUCGAAAAGGAAAGCGAGGGAGAGCUUGCCCGUCAGGCUGCCGAGCUGGCCGAGAUUGCGCGCCAGGAAUCCGAGAUCGCUGCCCAGGAGCUGCAGGCCAUCCAAAAGAAUGACGCCGAGGCCACUGAGCCUCUUGUCGAAGAGCCUAUCACGCCCAUUGAGGAACAGGAACCGGUCAUCGAGCUCGGCUCCAAUGUUACCCCCACUGGUGGCAACAACUACGAAGAAGAUCUCGAUGACGAAGAGGAAGAGGAGGACGAGGAGGAGGAAUAGAUUCUACACAAUCAUCAUGCUGUCAACCUAAUUUAAAAGAAACAAUAAAAAUAAUAUAAAACCAA